This is a messenger RNA of Sycon ciliatum, 2887 nucleotides long. RefSeq lists its product as uncharacterized. Bases 643 to 2289 code for a protein of 548 amino acids. NCBI's taxonomy places the organism in Eukaryota, Metazoa, Porifera, Calcarea, Leucosolenida, Sycettidae. The transcript has 10 exons. The record is from RefSeq and is a predicted model, not a curated record.
UCUCCAAACGUAUCAUCAGACUGAGUGGGGUCAGGAAGGUUCCCAAAUCAAAGUACGAGUACCGCUUCAGAGUGGCUAUUCCCUAUGCAGAUCAGGUAUAGCACAACAUGAGACUCAACCUGGUGGCACUCGACCACAAGAGGCUCAUUUGCUAGCCGCAGAGCUUAGAGACAUGUCCACUCCGUGAUGUUCCGUUUCUAACGUAUCACGCAUGGACCAAUCCGAGUGAUAGUUACAUGAUUGUAUCCUACGCGAUCUCGCUUUUGUCCGUCCUGUGAUUGACCAUACGCCGAGCUAUGUACCAUACUGCAUAGCCGUGCAAACAUUUAAGGAUCGUCUGGCUCGUUCGCUGCAGCCGUGCUGCUUGGACGAGGCGAGGAUCUCAGCGGAAACGAGCCUGCUUGGGAUGCAUCACAAGAGCGACAACCUGCGAGUAUAUAAGCUGCAAGCCACGCAGAAUCCGCCUCGAACACCGGGUAAACUGGAUCACAGCGGAAGCGUUGAGGAUACCGUUCAAAGCGUUAAAUCCGCCGUGUGUCUGAACCGACGAGGACCACAAGUGCCCCAACACAGCCCAUCAAAACGCUAGCUGCAGGGAACGCUCGCUGUCAACGUGUGUCCGUUUUCUGAGUUUUGAGAGCAAUGGCGUUGGCCUCGCGAUACACCGGCCUCUCACUGGCCUUCCUCCUGCUGGGAACAACAUGCUUUUCGGCAAUGAUCAGUUUCGUGGUCAAUGUGGACCGACGCAGCAACAAUAAUUUCGCCGACAUGAACAGUUUCGCCAAGACAACUGUGCAGUCCAUGAUCAACCGAAAGCUGGCACCCCAACACAGCUACCUUUACAUUCCGUUCAAUCUGCGACGGGCAGGAACAGCAGAGAAGCACGAAAGUCUGCAAUCUGUCGCUCAAGAUAUCCACGCAAAAAGACUAUCUGUAUCGAACAGGAGGACGUGCAGGGGACCGCUUCUGGGUCCCAUCUUCUCCGCCCUGAGGCGCAGCAGUGACAACUCCCUGAUCAAUGUGUUUACGACAAAUCUGGAAAGCGACGGUGCGUUGCUGAACACACUUCUGGUCAUCGCCAAGUCCAAAUCAGUACAGAUCAACAUCUUCGUUAGCACCGACUGCAGGUCCACAAGUGUAUUGAGCAGUAUUGCAAAAGCAACGGGCGGUAACCUGAUGUAUGUACGCCGCACUGACGAGCGGCGUGUGGCUGAGUACGUACGCAAGAGCAUUGUCCAUCAUCCGAGCAGACAACUCGUGCGCAAGGAGGGCGAGAUGCAGAGAGGUGAGAUGGCCUACACAUACUUCGACGUGGACGCCAGCAUCCGAGCGAUCAGUGUCAGCGUCAGCUGCAACGGCACAAAAGUCCCAGAAGUGAAGCUCACGCCGCCAAACCGCAUUAACUACCGUGGCACCAUAUGGCGCCACCUGCGAAGCAGCGCGCUCGCGUACAAGGACGAGCCGAACGCCGGCACGUGGAGGAUGAAAACGACGUCGAAGGGUAACCAGAAGUGCGUGACGUACGUCACCGGGUCCACCCAGCAGGCCGAAGAAACCUCUAAGGCAACUCCGGAAGACCAGCUGACACUUGAAUGGGCAAUGUCAGUAGGAGCCAGUGCCGGACAGAUCACCACACAGCCAGCACAAGGCGACUUCAACUUGCUGGUUGUGCCGCAGGACAUUGCAGAACUAAUCAGCACCGUAGAGGUUCUCGACAGCAAGGACAUGGUCACUCAGCUCCUCUACAAACAGCCAGGACCACCGACACAGCGGCGGGAUGGAAAGGCAGGGACUGCGUUCGGUUAUCUCCUGCCGAAUCCCGGCUUGUACGUGCGAGUAAACGGAGUGAGUGGCAAGAGGCAGUUCUCGAGAAAGAUCCGAAUCGAGCCACAGGUCAACGCUGACACGGCACCGGCUGCCAGAACAGUGGAAGCGCAGCCCUUAGCACCGCAAACUAAUUUCCCUAGCAUACAGGAAGAGGAACAACAGCAGCCCAACAACGCCUUGACGGAGCAGGAGGUGAUCACACAACCGCUCAACGAGUUCAGACCCUCGGCGGAUCAGUCACAGCCAGGUGUUGCAAUGGAGACUGAGUAUGGGCCGCAGGCAGAAGACUCUGAAAUGAACUCCCUCCUGAACACGAUCAACUCAAUGGAAAAGGAGCUUGAUGAUCUACGCAAGCAGCUGCAGCAUGUCACGUCGGAGAAGAGCAGAAGAGAAAAGGAGUGCAAAGCUAACGAGCAGCGUGUUGCUGAGCUGCUGCGGAUAAUGCGACCGGGCAGAAACUGAACGCUGUAGUAGCACACUCAGCACAGAGCAUGUGCUCCAAGUCACGAAGGGGACAUUGCCACGGAGCAGUGCAUUCAACCUCUGACGACCCUUUCACACGGCCUCCUCUAUUCCUUGAUUUUUAUGUCACAUUACCCGAUUGUCUUCCGAGAAAAUAAUGUCUGACCAUUGGCAAGUUGAGAGAAACAUAAACCAAUACUUAGAUUACACGUUGCUAGCUGUACCAUAACUGAAAGUAAUAAGAUGCUAAAUCCGAAUUCCCAGUAAACCGUGUCCCUUUUCUAUUGCAAAGUUGUUACUUAGCCAGUCAGUAUCUUAUACACUCGCCUUGCCACAUCAAGCUGCACGAAUGCACUGCUACCAGCUGCGCAUGUGCCACCAGUGUGUGUCGGUGUGGGUGGGUGCAAGCGUAUAAUUAUGUCCCUCACUCACUACAUACAGCUCCAUGUUUUUUUGUUAAUAAUAAUUAAUUUGUAAGUGUACCUUGUCACUCAAUCAAGCAUGUACAAUGUACCUUGUCGCAACAGCAUGUAUCAGCACUGCGUGUACAUGUGUGCAUCAUGUUUCCCGAAACUUCCCAUUAUAACACUGGACUUCA